AUGCAGGAUUGCCAGCUGCAGCUGGAUGUGAAAUUGCAGGAGGUGAAUAAGCACAUCUCUGCCAAGGAGAAAAGGCCCAAGGAACUGAGGGAGUUGGUGAAGAGCUGCCACCAGCGCAUCUGUGAGUUCAAGGAGUUGUGCUGCCUACUGGAGGAGGAGAAGGAGAUGCAGCUGCAGCGUCUGAAAGCAGAGGAGGCAGAGAUCCUGGAGAAGCUGAAGGACCACAUGGCCCUGCUCUCAGAGAAGCUCCUCUCCCUCAGCAAACUCAUCACUGACAUGGGGGAGAAGUGUCUGGAAUUGGGUCCAGAAAUGCUGAAGGAUGUGCAGAGCAUCAUGCAGCGGUAUGAAAUAUCUAAGAUCCUAGAGCUGCCUUCAAUUUCUCUUGAGCUAAAGAAGACAAUGGCAUUUUUCCCACGGCAGUUCUUCACACUUACUAAAUUGCUGAGGAAAUACAGUGGGGACAUGACCCUGGAUCCUGAGACGGCUCAUCCCAACCUUGUACUCUCAAAGAACCUCAAGAGUGUGCACUUCAUCAAUGUCUCCCAGGUGCUUCCCGACACCCCACGGCGCUUCAUCAUCUACCCCUGUGUGCUGGGCUCAGCUGCCUACAUCUCAGGCCGGCACUACUGGGAGGUGGAUGUGGGCAACAAGACCCAGUGGGCCCUGGGUGUCUGUUAUGAGUCAGUCAGCCGCAAGGCCAAGAUCGACGCCAAGCCAGACACUGGCUACUGGCGAGUGCGGCUGUGGAAUGGGAAGUAUGCGGCCACCACUACUCCCUUCACACUGCUGCGCCUGCGCGUCAAACCCAAGCGGGUCGGGGUGUUCCUGGACUAUGAGGCAGGGAAGGUCUCCUUCUAUAAUGUGACAGACCAUUCCCACAUCUACACCUUCAGCGUUGAGUUUGCUGAGCCUGUCUGUCCUCUCUUCUACCCAGGGAUCCGCUUCGGGCAUGUUAACGCUGCCCCCCUUGUAAUCUGCCAGCCCUUGGACUGGGACUAA
Molecule: messenger RNA, 999 nt
Organism: Terrapene triunguis (Three-toed box turtle)
Lineage: Eukaryota; Metazoa; Chordata; Testudines; Emydidae
Product: E3 ubiquitin-protein ligase TRIM39-like
Exons: 5
Coding region: 1-999 (332 amino acids)
Molecular function (GO): protein binding
Source: RefSeq, a predicted model, not a curated record